This is a messenger RNA of Pseudophryne corroboree (corroboree frog), 774 nucleotides long. Its product is annotated as putative nuclease HARBI1. The transcript is spliced from 4 exons. NCBI's taxonomy places the organism in Eukaryota, Metazoa, Chordata, Amphibia, Anura, Myobatrachidae. The record is from RefSeq and is a predicted model, not a curated record. The coding region runs from base 1 to 690 and encodes 229 amino acids.
AUGCCUUUGGAUGUUGGUGCCCUAGAUGUGGUGAAGCGGCAAUUUGAGGAAGGUGGUAGUCGCUUCCCACAUGUUAUUGGGGUUGUGGAUGGCACACAUGUAGCUAUUCAGCCACCAAAACAUAAUGAAGAAAUUUAUAGAAACAGGAAACUGUUUCAUUCUCUGAAUGUAAUGGUUGUUUGUGGGCCAUCCCUCCAGAUCCUUUCCCUGAAUGCAAAGUUUACUGGAAGUUCCCAUGAUGCGUAUGUCAUUAGACAAUCAGGGAUAUGGCACAGAUUAAGAUCAAGUCAACGAGCAGACAUGUGGUUAUUGGGAGACCGUGGAUAUCCUUGCACCCCCUGGCUCAUGACUCCUUACCGUAAUCCCAGGCCAGGACCACAGACGGCAUUUAACUCCGCGCUUACUGCCACUAGGCAGCUGGUGGAGCGCACAAUUGGGGUCCUUAAAGGGCGGUUUCGUGUGCUCCACCGCACUGGUGGCGACAUCAUGUAUUCGCCGGAGAUGGCAAGUAAACUAGUGGUCCUGUGCGCUAUACUACACAACAUCGCGGUAAGGAGUAGCGUAGAGCUUCCUCAGACAGAGGAAUUGCCUGAUGAGGAGCCAGGGGUUGUCCGACACUUCGGUGGGGGGAGUGUUACACGGAGGGGGAGCCAAGUCAGGGCAAGCAUUGUUGCGGAAUAUUUCAGCUGAAUGAUCACACAAACUGUGGACGACCACAACGGCAAGCAACACAUGAGGCACCAUCUCAGCCCCCUUCCCCUUCUCACUCCCCCU